Messenger RNA from Coregonus sp. 'balchen', 16630 nucleotides. The record is from the annotation of a GenBank genome assembly. NCBI's taxonomy places the organism in Eukaryota, Metazoa, Chordata, Actinopteri, Salmoniformes, Salmonidae.
CCGGGAGCCUGAACGCAAAUGGAGUAGCUUGGAACGCUUUCUCAACAAACUCGUUCCGUCCCAAAACGUGCAUCAUUUCAAGAUUUAUGCAUCUCGCUCACAACGAACUGGCUAGAUAGAGGUUACAGCAUUUUCUUCAACUAGUUAGCGAACUUACUUUAGUUGCACGAAUCUAGCUGCUGCCACCUUUGGCCAAGAAAAAGGAGAAGUCACAACUUGCAGUUUGAGGGUUGUUCUGCGGGAAUGUCGCAGAAAGAAAGACCUAAGUUUUAUCGGCAGGAGGUGACCAAGACGAUUUGGGAGGUACCAGAACGCUACCAGACCUUGUCUCCAGUCGGGUUCGGGGCCUACGGAUCAGUUUGGUAAAUCACGCUUUUGUACUAUUAUGUCUCCGCAGAGAGCUAGCCAAUGUAGCCAUUAAUUUCAAUAAGGACUUCAUAUAUGCUAAAGUUAGCUUUCCGGCUAGUGUAUUCAGAAUAGAACGCUGCCCCGCCGUAAGGCCCAUUCUCGAACUGUGCCAGUGAGAGCGAGCGAACAUGCGAACCCUUGCCCUAACCAGUCUGUCCUCGCACAAUCGAAUAACAUUAGCUGGACUCACCAUUCGCUAAAAUGUUGCCAUAUGAAAUGCUGCAAUGUCCCAGCUACAAAGUUUGCGAGUUACGUGCACGAUUGAAAUGUAGCCAGGUACUUUUAUAGCUUAUCCGAAUAGCAAAAUUCAAUUUAAACGUAUUAAAGCUAUUAAAAUAUUAUGCAAAUUGAUAGCCACAAAGAGAGUUGGGAAGUAGUCCGUGUGGUCGUAAGGGUUAUUGGUUUCGUGUACUUUCUGUUAGGUUAUUUUAUGCUUUAUCUAGUGGGUUGGGUAACGGAUGCAUUUCGGACCCACAGUUUACAGUUCUUUAAUGGAACUGUCGCAGCCGAAGUAGCAAGUUACAUUUGUUGUUAAACCUCCUCAGAGUGAUGACAUGAUGAUGUUAUGAUGACUCAUCGGCCCAGAAUAGGACAAAUUACUCUAACCAGGAUACAUGGCUCACUGGUUUACUGUCUGGACUUGUUCCUUAGAUGUUGAAGAAAGGGGAUAGGGUCUGUCUUGACUUGCUCCGUAGUUGAGGAAACAAGAGAGAGGGUGUGUGUGUGUCUAUUUGAAGGACAUUAACUUCAAGUUAUUAACCUCUUGCCCUUCUAUGUUUUACCAUUUGAAUCCACUUUUAUUGAAGUACUUGCCUGGUCCCAGAUCGGUUUGAGCUUUUGCCUACUCCAUUGUCAUGUUAGCCUAGUUUUUUUUCUUCUCUUCACCAAUACAGGCUCCUGUAAUACUUCUGCUGCUAGGAAACAACAGGACAGGAUAAUCCUUCUAGGAUCAUAUAUUCAGAGGUUUCCUUUACCUUUAGUUAAUGAAAAUGGUCCUAGUAGUACCCUGUAUUACCCUAGUUGUACCCUGUAUUACCUAUUACCUGCUAUGUUAUUAGUAUCAUCUGCUGGGUUGGUGUGUGAGUAAACAUCUAGUUGUUGUUGUGUUCCCCAUAAAGGGCAGCAACUGCUGUGCUGCUGCCAGGCAGAAGGAGGAUUUGUUGAUGGUGGGAUUACUGUUGGGUUAAAAAAGGGAACUGGAAAUCAGACAUUUUUAUACUACAUAAAACAUUUGCUUUAUAUUCAGAAGGACUACCUCGUUUGUGUGCACCCCAGCUCACAUACGUACAACUUUAUCUAAAUGUUUAUGUUUGGUGUGGCCCGGGGACUCCUGACCUCCUUGGUCUUGCAACUAUUUCAUCACAAACAAUUACUCUGCUCCGUACUGUGAGUGUGUACAACAGUUUCUGCUCUCUUGCCAACUCCCUAUGGAAUUGUCAAUGACAGCAAUGGAGUUGGCAAGAGGGUCUAAACAGAUCCAGGCUGGCAGCUGACUUCUCAUGACUGUUAUUUUAUUUUACUUCUGCUCUUUUUUUUCUCAACACUUUUUUUUGUUGUUGUUUUAUUUUUUACUUUUUUUGUUAAAAAUAAAUGCACUGUUGGUUAAGGGCUGUAAGUAAGCAUUUCACUGUGAUGUCUGCACCUGUUGUAUUCGGCGCAUGUGACCAAUAAAAUUUGAUUUGAUUUUGAUUUGUGGUUAGGAAAGAUUCAAAGAGUGAGGAAGUGAGCUGGAGACUUCCCUCCCCUAGUCUCAGUCAGCCAGGGUGAAUCUCCAAAGUAUUAUCCUCAAUUCCUCAGGUCCUCCCUCUCCUUGCCAUCUUCUCAAGACGUCAGAGGAAGAGAGGAGAGCAUUGUUUCAAGUUUCUUAAUGUCACAUGCACAAGUACAGUGAAAUGCCUUUCUUGCAAACUCAAAACCCAACAAUGCAGUAUUACUAGACAAAAGCACACACGAAAUAAGAAUAAGAGAUAUGAAAUACAUGAUUAAGUAAGUAUACUAUAUACAGGAAAUAUUUACAAAGUCAGUUCCAAUACCAUAUUUACAUGUGCAGGGAUACUGGAGUGAUGGAGGUAGAUAUGUAUAGGGGUCAGGUGACUAGGCAACAGGAUAUAAGAUAAACAGAGUAGCAGCAGCUUGCAUGUGAGUGGGUGUGUGCGGGUGUGUAGAGUCAGUAUAAAUGUAUGUGCAUAUUAUGUGUGAGUGAGAAAAUGAUGGAGUGAGUGUUUGUGUGUGUUGGAGUGACAGUGUGUGUUGGAGUGACAGUGUGUGAGUUUGUAGGGCCCUGUGAGUGUUUGUAUUUAUUUGUAUUUUUUAAUUUUACCUUUUUUUAACUAGGCAAGUCAGUUAAGAACAAAUUCUUAUUUACAAUGACGGCCUACACCGUGCAUAGAGACAGGUCGAUAAAGAUACAAGGUAAACUCGGUCCGUGUAGCUAUUCUGUUAGCUAUUUAUCAGUCGUAUUGCUUGGGGAUAGGAGCUGUUCAAGAGCCUGUUGGUGUCAGACUUGAUUCACCGGUACCUCUUGCCGUGCGGCAGCAGAGAAAAUAGUCUAUGGCUUGGGUGGUUGGGGUCUUUGACGAUUUUCCGGGCAUUCUUUUCACGCCGCCUGGAUGGCAGGGAGCUCGGCCCCAGUCAUGUACUGGGCUGUCCUGAUAUAGAGGUCCUGGAUGGCAGGGAGCUCGGCCCCAGUGAUGUACUGGGCUGUCCGCACAAGCCUCUGUAGCGCCAUGCGAUCCAGGGCGGUGCUAUUGCCAUACCAAGCAGUGAUGCAGCCAGUCAUUGGUGGAGAAGAUCCAAGGUGUUUGUCUCCUCCAAUGCUUUCCUCACUUCCCUCUAACGUUUUCAGAAGGCAGCUCCUCUUCCCCUAGCUUGUCAGCCAGACAACACGCCAUUGAAAAGUUGUAGGGAGUAUUGGUUCCAUUUGGGAACCAGCCUCAGUCUGCUGAGAGAUGACAUUUACUUUUCCUCCUCACUUCAGCAGCUCUUGCAUCACUUCAUCUGGUUUCAUGAAAAUAUCAGCCCCUUAGUGGGCCCAUUUUAAAAUGGGUGUUUUUCCUGUGUCUUCUUGGAAAAUGACAGCCUGGCUGCAGCAACCUGCUUCAGGCUGACGCCUAUUUGUGAAGCCUACAAUUCAGAUAGCCUACUGUUUGUAAAAAUCGUGUGCGUAACAUUUUGUCACAACACUGAUUUCUAUUUGAUCUGUACUUUUAACUAUCCGUAACAGUACUUGUAUUGCAGAAAAAUGGGUGCAGCUCUGUUAGAUAAUGUUGACUAAUAUCCACCUCUUGUAGUUGAAAUAAACUAAUUAAUUUUUGUCUUCUCAUCCAGCUCGUCGUACGAUCAGAAGACAGGUCUGAAGAUCGCUGUGAAGAAGCUCUCCCGGCCUUUCCAGUCCAUUAUCCACGCCAAGAGAACCUACAGAGAGCUGCGGCUGCUCAAGCACAUGAAACAUGAGAAUGUGAGUUCUGUCUGUCUUAAAAGCUCCACAACUGAUAAUAGUAACAGGUAGUACUACUGAUAAUAGUAACAGGUAGUACUACUGAUAAUAGUAACAGGUACCCCAGAUUGGGAGACAUGGAAGUACUACUGUCUCUGUCUGUCUCUCUCUUGUCUCUCUCUCUUGUCUGUCUCUCUCUCUCUUGUCUGUCUGUCUGUCUCUCUCUCUUGUCUGUCUCUCUCUCUUGUCUGUCUCUCUCUCUCUCGUCUGUCUCUCUCUCUCGUCUGUCUCUCUCUCUCGUCUGUCUCUCUCUCUCGUCUGUCUCUCUCGUCUGUCUCUCUCGUCUGUCUCUCUCGUCUGUCUCUCUCGUCUGUCUCUCUCGUCUGUCUGUCUCUCUCUCGUCUGUCGCUCUCUCUUGUCUGUCUGUCUCUCUCUCGUGUGUCUCUCUCUCUCUCUUGUGUGUGUCUCUCUCUCUCUCGUCUGUCUCUCUCUCGUCUGUCUCUCUCUCUUCUGUCUCUCUCUCUUGUCUGUCUCUCUCUCUCUUGUCUGUCUCUCUCUCUCUUGUCUGUCUCUCUCUCUCUCUUGUCUGUCUCUCUCUCUCUCUUGUCUGUCUCUCUCUCUCUCUCUUGUCUGUCUCUCUCUCUCUUGUCUGUCUCUCUCGUCUCUCUCUCUCGUCUGUCUGUCUCUCUCUCUCGUCUGUCUCUCUCUCUCGUCUGUCUGUCUCUCUCUGUCUGUCGCUCGCUCUAUGUCUCUCUUUUAAAUGCAGCAGAACUAUGUUGGCUACAUUAAUCAUAUUACUGAAUACAACUGUGCUGCUGACUGAGAUAUCAACUGUAGAAAAAUGUUGGUGGAAGUAUUCCACUGUUCUAGUUCCAAUGCUCCUCUCUGCUGAAACCAACUUCUUGUGCAGUCAUGAAGUCAUUGGGAGAGCGGAUACAAUCUCUCGUUCCCUGUUGCAUUAUUAACUUGACCAUUGGCCUUUCUGUAUUUCAGGUGAUCGGUCUUCUAGAUGUUUUCACACCUGCUACUAGUCUGGAGGAGUUCAAUGACGUGUGAGUUGAGUUAACUGUUAGGCCUAACGUUAGCUAUUUUAUAAUAAUAUAAUAUGCCAUUUAGCAGACGCUUUUAUCCAAAGUGACUUACAGUCAUGUGUGCAUACAUUUUUACGUAUGGGUGUUCCCGGGGAUCGAACCCACUACCCUGGCGUUACAAGCGCCAUGCUCUACCAAUUGAUCUACAGAGGACAACGUAUUUUCUUUAUAUACUGAAUGUCUCUUUAUUACCCCUUCAUAUUUUUCCCUCGUCCAAUACCUAUUGACAGUGGAUCAUUCACUCAGCCAAUGCCUAUCGACAGUGGAUCUUCAGACACCAACAGUGGAUCAUUGCCUCACUUCAGACACUAACAGUAGCCUUCAGUGUCUUUCUUUUCCCAGCAGCAGAGAUCAAACAAAGCCUGCUCUGCCUGGGAAACUCCUGGGGUACCUGUUACUAUUAUCAGUAGUAGUACUACCUGUUACUAUUAUCAGUAGUAGUACUACCUGUUACUAUUAUCAGUAGUAGUACUACCUGUUACUAUUAUCAGUAGUACUUCCGUAUCUCCCAAUCUGGGGAACUGGUUACUAUUAUCAGUAGUAGUACCCAUACGUAAAAAUGUAUGCACACAUGACUGUAAGUCGCUUUGGAUAAAAGCGUCCGCUAAAUGGCUUAUUAUUAUUAUUAUUAUUAUUAUUAUUAUUAUGACUUGUUACUAUUAUCAGUAGUACUACCUGUUACUAUUAUCAGUAGUACUACCGUAUCUCCCAAUCUGGGGUACCUGUUACUAUUAUCAGUAGUAGUACUACCUGUUACUAUUAUCAGUAGUAGUACUACCUGUUACUAUUAUCAGUAGUAGUACUACCUGUUACUAUUAUCAGUAGUAGUACUACCUGUUACUAUUAUCAGUAGUAGUACUACCUGUUACUAUUAUCAGUAGUAGUACCUGUUACCAAUGUUCCCUCUAAGCUGCGUGAGUGCUCGGGCGCCACUAUCAACGUUUCCCUUUAGUGUGGCAAUUGUGAUCGUAUCAAUGCAAUAUUAGCCACUUUCAAUGCAGCAAACCGAAACAAAACGAACUAUGCAAUAUAUUGUUUUGUAGGCAGAACUCCUCGGAGUAGGAUUAUAUUGCACACGACUCAGCCUGUACUCUACACAUACCGGUGCGGCAUAACCAAUCAGAGCCAUCAGACCAUUGCCAUAUAUGGAUCUGUGCCAUUUACUUUGAACUGGACUGUGUUUACAGCAUGAGUGGUCGUGAGUAGAUGCACUUGUUUUGGGAUCAAAGCAAGAGCUGCAUGUAGCCACGUGUACACAUUUUGUUCAUAUCCUUUGCUAUUUUUUUAUUUUUAUUAUUUUUUAUUUAUUUUUGUCAUUUAGCAGACGCUCUUAUCCAGAGCGACUUACAGUUAGUGAGUGCAUACAUUAUUUUUUUAUUUUUCAUACUGGCCCCCCGUGGGAAUCAAACCCACAACCCUGGCGUUCCAAACGCCAUGCUCUACCAACUGAGCUACAUCCCUGCCGGCCAUUCCCUCCCCUACCCUGGACAACGCUUGGCCAAUUGUGCGCCGCCCCAUGGGUCUCCCGGUCGCGGCCGGCUACGACAGAGCCUGGAUUCGAACCAGGAUUUCUAGUGGCACAGCUAGCACUGCGAUGCAGUGCCUUAGACCACUGCGCCACUCGGGAGGUCAGUUAGUAUGUUAUUAGCCCAGUUAUAGAUAAUUUGUAGUCAGAAAUAGGGGAGUGAUUACUUCCUACAAGAGCACAAAACGUGUACAUUUCUAGACAUUAGUGUGUGACUAUUAUCAGUAGCAGUACAACCUGUGACUAUUAUCAGUAGCAGUACAACCUGUGACUAUUAUCAGUAGCAGUACAACCUGUGACUAUUAUCAGUAGCAGUACAACCUGUGACUAUUAUCAGUAGCAGUACAACCUGUGACUAUUAUCAGUAGCAGUACAACCUGUGACUAUUAUCAGUAGCAGUACAACCUGUGACUAUUAUCAGUAGCAGUACAACCUGUGACUAUUAUCAGUACAACCUGUGACUAUUAUCAGUAGCAGUACAACCUGUGACUAUUAUCAGUAGCAGUACAACCUGUGACUAUUAUCAGUAGCAGUACAAACCUGUGACUAUUAUCAGUAGCAGUACAACCUGUGACUAUUAUCAGUAGCAGUACAACCUGUGACUAUUAUCAGUAGCAGUACAACCUGUGACUAUUAUCAGUAGCAGUACAACCUGUGACUAUUAUCAGUAGCAGUACAACCUGUGACUAUUAUCAGUAGCAGUACAACCUGUGACUAUUAUCAGUAGCAGUACAACCUGUGACUAUUAUCAGUAGCAGUACAACCUGUGACUAUUAUCAGUAGCAGUACAACCUGUGACUAUUAUCAGUAGCAGUACAACCUGUGACUAUUAUCAGUAGCAGUACAACCUGUGACUAUUAUCAGUAGCAGUACAACCUGUGACUAUUAUCAGUAGCAGUACAACCUGUGACUAUUAUCAGUAGCAGUACAACCUGUGACUAUCUCCCUUCCUAACCUUGGUAAUAGUUACUCACUGGCUGCCUUGGCUUCAGUCAGUUACGGUUUGUUGAUGUUGAAAGUCAGAAAGAAGAGGAAGUGGACAGAUUGUUCAGCUAGCUGCCUUCUCCCUCUGGUGUGUGUGGGGGUGCCUGGCUGAGAGAGAGUGUCGACACACAAGCCUGGGCCUGCUGCUGUAGGAGAAUGUGCAGAAAAAACCCUGUUCCUACUCUCUAGAAGCCUCCUGAGUGCCUGAGUCUGUUAGUGCUAUUUGCCAUGUUUGUCUUGACUUUGACAGCAAUGAAGAGCACAAACUGACCUGGGACCAGGCUAGCACUCUGGCAGCUCCACCACCGACAGGCAGGGGUAACUGAAGUGUGCUCUCAGCCUCUCAGAUGCCCCCCUGUUCCAGGUAGAUGAACACCCUGUACCACAGUGUAGUGGGGGGGAGGGGGGGGGUCACAUGCCACAUGCCACACAGAGAGAGGGAGGGUAGAGAAGGAGAGAGAGGGGUCUGGAGAGAGGGAAAAAGAUAUGUGAAACAGCUGCAGUGGUAGAAGCUGCUCUCUCACACAGAAUGAUCAAAAGGGAAUCAAGGCUAUUUUCAGCUUAUGCAAAUCAUCUGUGUUCAACAUAUGCCUGCAGGACAGAGGAGCAAAGGGAGGGGUUUUCAAACUGCUGUACAGGAAAAAUAUGGGAUAUGUUAUGCAGAGGUGCUGUAUCUGUGGUUCGCCCAAACAGCUCCUAAAAUAUGUGACUCACAAAACAGUUCAUAGCUCCUCUACCCCUGAGAGGGAGGGAGGGAGGGAGAGCAUGGAUCAACAGGGAUGGGGGCUCAGUAUUUAUAUACCUCAUUUAUACCCCUUCCUCUCUCCCUCUCUCUGAUUGAAACCUCCAUGUGCUCCUCCUGUAUGUUUUGGCUCCUCUUUCUCCUCCCCUUCAGAAGUACUUUACCACUGUUUGGGCUUGUUUCAUCCACUAUGGGAUUAGAUUUGAAUUACAAAGAUAAGUGGGUUUAAUGGACCUGAAUUUUGUUUAAUGACAUUCUAUUCGUGGAAGGCUCGCCUUGCUGUGGCUUCUAGAGAGAAGGAAUGUGUGUGUGGGGAGCAGCCGCUCAACCGGUUUCAGCUGGCAAAAACAGACACUGUUGCCUUACAAUCAAAGUGUUAUUGACAACUUGUAAGCUAUAUUUCGUCAACAAAUAUUUGUUGUGAAAACAAAUACAUUUGCCCAACAAGCACGUGUUUGUCUCAAAUACAUUGUUACAGUUGUUGGUUAGCUAGCUAGCAAAUUUGAGACAUAUUUGUAUUGACAUCACAUCAGUCAAAACAAGAGAUUUUACAUGACAUUUUAGUCAUUUAGCAGACGCUCUUAUCCAGAGCGACUUACAGUUAGUGAGUGCAUACAUUUUUCAUACUGAUGGUAUCAAGAACAAGAUAGAACUAGCUGAAACAAGCCAUCUACGAUUCACACCACAUCACUUUCUUGUCAUUGUUGCCUUCUAUCUGACCGUUCAGACAACACACAGCCUUUUACCUCUUUGCACGUGCAUUAUUGUGGGGAUGUUGUCAGCCCACCCGUCUAUAGAAACACAUGCAUGUGAAUUGUGAAUGUAUGUGUCUAUGGGUAAAACAAAUAUAAUGAAGAGUUUUGGGAAAAUGUAUCCGUUUGUCUAUAUGGGUGGGAAACAGAUGGCACGUCGUAAUACAGUGGAGUUGGUGAGCGUUAUGGGUUCACUGGGAACAUUAACCAGACAAUGAACCAUUGGCCAACUACAGAAACAUAUGUCACACUAGUGGACUAUGUAACAGUGAGAAACAGAUGGUAGUCGAUCUCUUAAUACCACAGAGUCUCUAAACCCAGAGGUGCAACAAUGCGAGACUUCUGGGAACGCUUGCGAAAAUUGUAAAUUGUUUUUCGAAAUGUAAAGGCACAACCUAGAUUGGAGCCAAUGUCUUCAGUAGUUGAACAUGUUAUUACUCCAACCUCGUGAAAGUGACAAACUGACACCUUUUCAUUUUCGUAAAAAAACUACUUUAUAAUCUGACGGCCAGCGCAGUUCGGCACAAGACAACCGUUAGACCCGAUGACGUGUUUUUGCACGUGAGCUUAGCUAGCCAACGUUUCAAUGACAGUGCCUACAUGCGUGAUCGGGGAUUUCUAUUGGAGAAGCACUUUCUACAUAUCUUCAUACUAAACCGUCUUUGUUAAUACAGUGGAGUUGUUUAGUUUGAGCUUGUGUCUUGUUGUGAUUUGUAGGUACCUGGUGACCCACCUGAUGGGAGCGGACCUCAACAACAUAGUCAAGUGUCAGAAGCUGACAGACGACCAUGUACAGUUCCUCAUAUACCAGAUCCUCCGGGGGUUAAAGGUGAAACAACAUGCCUGGAGAUUUAAACAUUCUUCAACUAACUGCCAUUCACAGUUGUUGACCAGUGUUGUGUACAUUCCCAGCAGGCAAAAUUGUUGAAAUGAAGUCAAAUGUGUGUCAUUUCAACCAGUUUUGCCUGCUGGGAUGUACCUCAAAACUACAAACCUCUGAGCUAAAACGUAUGAUUCAUGAUGUUGAUUUAAUCUAAUGCCUUUGCUCUCCUUCACCCCUCUCUCCUCAGUAUAUCCACUCAGCAGAUAUCAUUCACAGAGUAAGUCUCCUCUCCUGUUUGAUUCAACCCACAGUGAAACAGUCCUUCCCAGUUGACAACACUGUGUCUUGUGUUAGUUUAUGGCUACUUGGUUCACUUCCACAUGGCAGGUUCAGGCUUAGGCCCUCGCCCUGGCCCUGGCUCGCUCCUUAAUCAAACACUAUAAACCACAGAGAAAGUGAAACUGUAAACAGUACCUCUGUUUUGUACCGUGACCGAGUCAAUGAUUCAGAGAUGCUGUUUUGAAAGAACUAAUCUGAUUGGUUAGAGAUUGAGUCAGUCUUGCAGAAGCACUGUAGAAGUUUUGUAGGAGCACUUGUACAGAUAGUGGUGGUUUGGUUUGAGAGAAUCUAGACUCAAUUGAGAAAGCCCAUUCAGAUCUGGCCUCAUGUAGGUAGUCUGUAAUAAUAUAGGAACAAUAAUGUCUUGUCUCCAAUCGCUCUUCAGGACCUGAAACCCAGCAACCUGGCUGUGAAUGAGGACUGUGAGCUGAAGGUAAGGGAGUUUAUUAUUGGCCCAUUAAUUCAAACUGGAUUCAUCUUGAAUUGUCGGGACAGGAGUGUCAGACAGUCUGCCUGAGGGGGUAACCAAGCACACCCUGAUGACAUGGUGUUAUUAAAAGUUCGCUGCAAGGAGAAAACAGUGUGUGACCUUUGUGUUCACUAUCUUGAAGUACAACAUGGUUUUGUUGUGUCUGUCCACCUCAGAUUCUGGACUUUGGGUUGGCACGGCACACUGAAGAUGAGAUGACUGGUUACGUUGCCACUCGCUGGUACAGGGCCCCAGAGAUCAUGCUGAACUGGAUGCAUUACAACAUGACAGGUACUGUAGCUAGAGAUCUGAGUGGUGUAGACGGCCUGCAUCUGCUCACUGUAGACAUGUUUACGAGCUAUCCAUUUAGGCUACACGUUGUUGAUGUACUUUGAUCUUGGGCCAACGGUCCUGCCAUGUGGAUGUCAUAAUAGCAGGACAUUGUAAAUGGACAUGCUGAACAUAAUGUUUUCCACCCUAUAUGUAACAGUAGAUGUGUUAUUCCUCUAUGUAAUAGUAGACGUGUUAUUCCUCUAUAUGUAACAGUACACAUUUGUAUAGCACUUUGUGACAUCUGAUGAUGUAAAAAGGGCUUUAUAAAUACAUUUAAUUCGUUUGUUAACCUCUAUGUAACCGUAAUGUGUUAUUCCUCUGUCACAGUAGACGUGUUAUUCUUCUAUAUGUUACGGUAGACAUGUGUUAUUCCUCUAUAUGUUACGGUAGACAUGUGUUAUUCCUCUAUAUGUUACGGUAGACAUGUUAUUCCUCUAUAUGUUACGGUAGACAUGUGUUAUUCCUCUAUAUGUUACGGUGGACAUGUGUUAUUCCUCUAUAUGUUACGGUAGACAUGUGUUAUUCCUCUAUAUGUUACGGUAGACAUGUGUUAUUCCUCUAUGUUACGGUAGACAUGUGUUAUUCCUCUAUAUGUUACGGUGGACAUGUGUUAUUCUUCUAUAUGUUACGGUGGACAUAAUUAUUUUCUCUAUAUGUUACAGUGGAUAUUUGGUCUGUGGGAUGCAUCAUGGCUGAACUCCUCACUGGCAGAACGCUGUUUCCCGGUACUGACCGUAUCCUUUCAUUGCCCUAACCUCAGUUACCCUACUAUGGGUCUAAUAUGAGUACCUAAGCUGAAACGUCCUCUACUUUGUGAGUAUGCCUGACCUACCCGUUUUCGUGACUAACCUUCGAGUGGUUGGUGGUGAGAUUCCCACACAAUAUGUCCUUAGUGAAUCACAUCGGAUAAGACCGGAGUACACAAAGAAUCUUGCUGCUGGUGAUUGAUUGACAUGAUGCUAACAGCUUUUUGCAGGUCCAGACAGUAGCAGAAGAUGACUGACCGUGUGUGACCUAAAAUAAUGUGUUCUAAGCUUCAAUGUUCCUAACCUGUUGUUCUGCAAAACUAACCCCACUAUGGUGCCUCGAUGCCUCUUCAACUAACCCCACUAUGUUGCCUCUUGACGUUUCUUCAACUAACCCCACUAUGGUGUUUCUUCAACUAACCCCACUACGGUGCCUCAAUGUUUCUUCUCUUGCGAUCAGCUCUGCUGUCUCUCUCCCUACAGCAUGCCAUGAGGCUGACUUGCACUGUAGAAGAGCUCAUAGUUUGUCAGUUUCUGUAGCCACGCUCAUUUCUACUUCUCCACACUUGGUCUCUAAAACUCUGUUUUGUCAGGCUUCCUGGCCUCCUUCAAUUGUCUGUCAGAUGCACACUGCCUCCUCUUCUGUAACACGUGUAUAAUAGUAUGCUGGUCUGUAUGAGAAUGUUUUGAUCUGGAUCCGCUGAAUGAGUCUGGCACUGAUCUUUGUAUUGCCUUGCCUGUCUGUCAGUGUUUUUAGAGGUACUAACAGCAAGGCGUUUAAAGAUGCAUUCCCUGCGGUGUGUUUACCCAUUACAUGACCUAGUUCUUUUCCAGCACGAUGACACCUAACAAUUCCAAUUGGGGCCCUGUGUUUUGCGCAAUCAUGUGUCAUAGCAAGAUUUUAAAGAUUUAAAUAAAGGUUAAAAUCCAAGUAUGUUACAUGAUUGCGCAAAACGCAGAGCCCUACAUAUAAUAUAGGGUCAUGUUGUUGAUUUUCAACCGUUCACAGAGUAGCUGCGAUGUCAAUGGAGACAGUUGAUAUAAAUAUUCUGAUAUAGUUUAUACAAGUAUGUUACACUUAGUUUAUAAUAUAUGUUAUAGUCCGUGUGAAACUCUGAAAAUGCAAUGUCCCAGGCUGCUUUUGUGAUUGUUCUUGGUUCCAUUGUGCCAGGCAAGCUCAAUCAGUUAUUUUAAAGACAACAUACUGUUGUUGCUGGUUCCUCUCCCCUCCGCUGCCAGCUCCUGUUGAUCCUUUACACACAGUACCUGUUAGACAUUGAUCAGUUGAAGCUAAUAAUGCUGCUCGUUGGGACGCCAGGGCCUGAGCUCUUGAUGAAAAUCUCCUCAGAGUCUGUGAGUUAUACACAUCGUUAUUAUGCUACAAGGUCUUUGGUUGCUUAAAUUGCUAAAGGGCCUGAUAAUUAUUUGUUUUUGCAUCAAUUUGUGAAGUGUGUUUAUAAUCUUCAACAACCAUUUGACAUGUUUACAUCCUCUUAAAUCUCUGUCAAAUGCAACACCUGUUUUGAUUUAAACUAAUUCUUCACCCUUCUCAGGGCUCUACAGUGCGGCCAUUUUACUCCAACUUGCGCCUAAAUAUUUUGCUGUGCGACCUGUAUUUUUUUUAUGUAGGAGCACCAGUGAGCCUAGAAAAAUGACAAAUUAUAUCUGUAUUCCCCAAAAAUAUUUUUCAUUGUGCUCCUACAUUUUUUGAAACAAAUAAAGGUCAGCGUAGAGCCCUGCUUCUAUGUUCAAAGCUUGGGUUUCACUGCUAUGGUUGAUUAACUUGACUUUCUCCUGACUAAUUGAACGUUCUCUUCUCUACCAUAACCUCAAGCAUGCUACCAAUCACACAGUACCUGUUAGUACCUCAAGCAUGCUACCAAUCUGCCUUACACACAUCUUUACAAUCUCACCCUCUUUUGUUAGCUUUCCCUACAAAGAUGGCACUAUUCCCUUUUUGCACAGCGUCUUAGGAGUUGAGCCAUACCAUAAAACUCCUAGAGAAGACUGUUAGCCCGCUGAGCUAAAGCCUAGGCCAGAAAGCCAGGCAUAAGCUCGGGAGCUAACACGAGUCAUCAGGUCUCCCACUGACUAGCUGUUUAUCAACUCACCGUCUUUGCUAUACUGCUGUCUGUACUGAUACCCCUUGACCCGUACCUGAUAGAUAUAAACCAGCUUCAGCAGAUAAUGUGUCUGACUGGAACGCCCCCAGCCUCUCUAAUAAGCAGGAUGCCAAGCCACGAGGUGAGCAGGACCAAAUUACUCAAUUCAAUGCAUUCUCUAUGGGGCCAAGCGAGGAUUCGAACACAAGUCCUCGAACCUGCGUGCCACAAGACUGUUAGCCCCAGGGUUGGGGUAAAUUCCAUGUCAAUUCAGGAAGUAAACUGAAAAUUGCACUUUUACUUCCUGAGUUGACAGAAUUGACCCCAACCCUGGUUAGUACGAACCACCGCCGUUACAUCUAGCCCAGAGCAAAGCCACAUACCGAGGGCCCCAAUAUUACAACCUCCUUAGAGGAUAUUUGCUCCCACAUAAAGAGGAAGUAGACAAAAAAAACAUGUAACAUUUGAUAUUUUGACCUUUCUGCUUUUUUAGACUUGUAGGUUUCAAUUUCCUACUACCCACACCACUCUAUUGUAACCACUGAGUGGCAUCUGAUGCCUGCUGCACGUCAAUGCAAGUCCAGCAGCAACUACUCUCUUGCCUUCUAAUGUUUUGGUUUGCCAUAGCAGUGUUGUAUAAGGUAUUAAUAUGCCUAGAAUUGCACACUAACAAACUAUGGCACAUUGCCUGAACCAUAAUCUGUUUGAAUUGAAACACUUCCUCCUCUGACAACAGUGUGGUAAGGAAAGUAGGAACUGAAAUUGACAGAAUUGUUGAAGUGUGAACUACUACAUUAUAAGACUGCAGCCAAAUAAAGAAACAAUACUCCGUUAUAAUACUCUUAUUCUCCUAUUGCUUUCCCUCUCUGCACAUUCACCAAAUCUGCUAUUAAACCCUUUCUUGCCAGUGCUGAUAAUUAAUCCCCACUUGCCAAUGCUGCCAUGUGACUAUGGUUGGGAGUAAAUCUACUCGCAUUUCUCCUGAUGAGGGCCUCUCUAAUGCUUGUCUGCAUCCCAAAUGGCAGUCUAUUCCUCUUUUAUAGUGCACAGUCACAAGUGGGUACAUGGGGACUGUUGUGCCAUUUGGGACAUGCCCUUGUCUAAUAUGGGACUAACUAAUCUUUACUCUCUGAAUACAAGAUUAGUGGCUGUUUUCCCAGACCCAGAUUAAGACAUUUUUUUUUUUGUUGCCCAGAAUAAGUUGCCUUAAUCGGGGUCGGGGGAAACCGGCCCUAUAACCCCAAAAGAAAAGUGGUCAUCUUGUGGCUUUUGAAGUGUGUUCCAAAUGGCACCCUAUUUUCUACAUAGUGCCCUAUGGGACCUGGUCAAACGCAGUGCAUUAUAUAGGUAAUUGGGUGAUGUUUUAGAUGCCAGCCCUGUUUUGCGUUCUAUUGGCCUUUGACCUCCCAUCUCUUUACUCCCAUUGGUUUACAGGCAAGGAACUACAUCAACUCCUUGCCUCCGAUGCCUAAGAGGAAUUUUUCUGACGUGUUCAUCGGCGCCAACCCACAAGGUAGUGUUGGAAGCAUUUUACACUCAAAACACAUAGCUGUAAAUCAGAUCCCAAGAUGUUAUAGUUUGUGAUGCUAAUGAGAGGGAGGAGUUCUAAGACGGCCUGCUGCAGCCGUUUUCAAAAAGCAUCUUAGAGUAGGUGCUUAUCUAGGUUCCCCCUGUCCAUACAAUCUUUUAUUGAUUUAUGACCAAAAAUGGAAAAAAAUAAUCCUAUAACAGCACUCCUACUACACUGAGAGUCUCUGUGAAUAUGGACCCUGUUGAUGAGGAUUAUGUUUUUCUGCUUGUAGCUGUGGACCUGCUGGAGAAGAUGUUGGUUCUGGACACCGAUAAGAGGAUCACGGCUGCCCAGGCUCUGGCCCACCCCUACUUCUCCCAGUACCAUGACCCAGACGACGAACCCGAGGCUGACCCCUACGACCAGAGCUUUGAGAGCCGCUUGCUUGAGAUCGAGGAAUGGAAACGUAUGUUGAAUGGAAUACACAGGGUCAUUAUGAGAUGAUUUUAAGACCUUCUAAAGGGGUUAUACAUGCUCAUGACAAGUCUUGCAAUGAAUGCAUUAUUAUAACAGCAUCAUGCAUUAUACCUGAAUGCUUUAAGUAAAAUGUGACCAAACCUUUUGUCCAUCUUGCAAAAUAAAUGUAUUUUGCUCUGCUCUGCUCACACCCCCUCGGACAGCUCUGAAACACUUGCAAAACACAUUUCUCUCUCUCUCUCUCUCCUCACAGGGCUGACCUUUGAGGCAGUGUGUGAUUUUGAACCACCCAUCUUCGAUGGAAACGACAUGGAAUCGUGAUUGGGCGAUGUGAUUUCUACUAGCCCCUCCCCCGUCACCUCCACAACUCUAUCACUGAGGUUCCCUCUUAUCAUACGACCUUUUGGAAAAACAAUAUCAUAAUCUGAGUGCCUACAAACGUUUGUCUAUUGUUAGUUAUAUUUCUUAAGCUCGCACUCUCUCUCCCACCAUUUUGACUCAGUAAGGUGUUGCCAGGGAAACGUUACAAAAAUAGCCUGGUCCCAGAUUCGUUGGUGCUUUGGCAUGACAAUGGCCAUGGGAGUUGGCUGUACAGCCCAAACAGAUAUGGGACCAGGCUUGACCUACAAUGGAGGAUAGGAGAGCGACAUUUUAAGAGCUGUUAAGUCGGUGUUAACUAAUACUGAUUGUAUGUGUCUACUGCAGUGUGUUUUCAAUGGAGAAACGGAGGCAAGCAGAAACCAACCACUAAUACCAUUAUUGGUCCAUUUCUGAAACAUGUCAUGCUACUUUUAUUGUCUCUACAUGUGCAUCCGAAAUGGCACCCUAUUACCUAUUUAGUGCACUACUUUUGACCAGGGCUCUAUAUAGGGAAUAGGGUGCCAUUUGGAAUA